Molecule: messenger RNA, 1507 nt
Organism: Cercocebus atys (sooty mangabey)
Lineage: Eukaryota; Metazoa; Chordata; Mammalia; Primates; Cercopithecidae
Gene: AADACL2
Product: arylacetamide deacetylase-like 2
Exons: 5
Coding region: 121-1326 (401 amino acids)
Cellular component (GO): membrane
Molecular function (GO): carboxylic ester hydrolase activity
Source: RefSeq, a predicted model, not a curated record
UUAAGAUGAUCACAUUACCUGAGAGAGUUCCCAAGUCUACAUUUGCUCUACUGGUUACUAUUCAGUGUUUAUGAAAAAUUUUAAUGUCAGUACUGUGAAGAAGCUGGAAAAAGGGAUAUUAUGAUGCUAAAAGCUCUCUGUUUGGGACUGCUCUGUGUUAUUUUUGUCUCUCAUUUUUACACACCCAUGCCAGACAACAUUGAAGAAAGCUGGAAAAUAAUGGCCUUGGAUGCCAUCGCUAAAACUUGUACAUUUACGGCUAUGUGUUUUGAAAAUAUGGGUAUUAUGAGAUAUGAAGAGUUUAUAUCCAUGAUAUUCAAGCUGGAUUAUACCCAACCACUUUCAGAUGAAUACAUCACAGUGACUGAUACAACAUUUGUUGAUAUUCCAGUACGAUUGUACUUGCCAAAAAGAAAGUCAGAGAUCCGAAGGCGAGCUGUAAUAUAUUUUCAUGGUGGUGGUUUUUGUUUUGGAAGUUCCAAACAGAGGGCUUUUGACUUCCUGAAUAGAUGGACUGCAAACACACUUGAUGCUGUCGUUGUAGGUGUGGAUUAUAGGCUAGCUCCUCAACACCACUUUCCUGCUCAGUUUGAAGAUGGCCUUGCUGCAGUCAAAUUUUUUCUUCUGGAAAAAAUUCUCACAAAAUAUGGAGUGGAUCCCACCCGAAUCUGCAUUUCAGGAGACAGUUCUGGGGGCAAUUUAGCAACAGCGGUCACUCAACAGGUGCAGAAUGAUGCUGAAAUAAAACAUAAAAUCAAGAUGCAAGUCUUACUUUACCCUGGCCUACAGAUAACAGAUUCUUAUUUGCCAUCUCACCGAGAAAAUGAGCAUGGUAUAGUUUUGACCAGGGAUGUAGCCAUAAAACUCGUGAGCUUAUAUUUCACCAAGGAUGAAGCACUUCCCCGGGCAAUGAGAAGAAACCAACACAUGCCUCUGGAGUCAAGACAUCUGUUUAAGUUUGUUAACUGGAGUAUUCUUCUUCCUGAGAAGUAUAGAAAAGACUAUGUGUAUACUGAACCAAUUCUUGGAGGACUUAGUUAUUCAUUGCCAGGACUUACAGACAGCAGAGCAUUACCCUUGUUGGCCAAUGAUUCUCAGUUACAGAAUUUGCCACUAACCUAUAUUCUUACUUGUCAACAUGAUGUCUUAAGAGACGAUGGACUUAUGUAUGUUACAAGACUUCGAAAUGUUGGAGUCCAAGUUGUUCACGACCAUAUUGAGGAUGGAAUUCAUGGAGCUUUAUCAUACAUGACUUCACCAUUUUAUUUACGCCUAGGUCUUAGGAUAAGAGAUAUGUAUGUAAGUUGGCUGGAUAAGAAUUUAUAAAUAUAUGGUGAUGAUGUAUAUGUAUAGCCCUUACAUGGUGGAUUGUAAUUUGUGAUAUUUUGUAGUUUGGGGGCAAAGAACAAUGUCAUUUGAAUUGUCUAAAUCUAUAUUUGAAUCAUUUUAUAGCAGUUAAUGUGUGUCCUUGAACAGUUAUUAAAUUUUCUGACUUGCAGACCCUGAA